Messenger RNA from Knipowitschia caucasica, 729 nucleotides. The record is from the annotation of a GenBank genome assembly. NCBI's taxonomy places the organism in Eukaryota, Metazoa, Chordata, Actinopteri, Gobiiformes, Gobiidae.
AUGUCCCAGAAUGGUUGCAGUCCUCCUCCACCGCCUCCCCCUCUGCCUAGUAGUCUGCAGUCACACGGAGGGGGUCCCACACAGAAAAGGAAACUGUAUCAAACCAUAGCCAGCAACAGGACCCCCGUGGAGGGCGACUUUACCGAGGCUCGCACUCUGCUCAGUCAACAAGAGCACAGUUUUAGGAAUGAUAUGAUGUGGGUUCUAGAAAACACGUAUGUACCUUCCCUCAUUCAAGAUGGUCCACAGUGUGGUUUGGUGGCCUUAUGGAUGGCAUCUCACCUCUGUCAGCCUCAACUGAAUAUUGAUAUGGAGACUGUGGUACAGACAGCACUGAACAGAGCAUACACUGCUCAAGGAGAAAUGUUUUCAGCUCAAAACAUGGCACUGUUGGCAGAAGAGAUAUGUUGUUGCAAGGCUCAGUUGCUGUCCGGUGGUUUACGAGAUGACAACGCUCUGUCCGUUAUAAAACACUUGUGGGAUCGCCAACCUGUUCUCAUACCCUAUGAUGAGGAUUUUAACCAUGCACCUUGUAAGCGAAGUGGCCACAAGGCACACUGGGCUGUUGCUUCAGGUGUUCUUCUUGGAUUGGACCACGGGAGCCUCACUAAGCAGCACGUUCAUUCUGACCCAACUCUGUCCUGGCUCCAUCUGUCUACUGGUGCAUCUCUUUGUCCUCUCAUCAGCUCCCAGCCAAGAGAGGACACUGGACCCAAAGAGGGAACAUGA